AUGUCUAUCUUCAAGAACCUCCUCGCGGCCACUGCCAUCGUCAAUGUCGCCUUCGCAGGUACCGCGUACUCUUCGGAUGUAGCGUCUGUUGUUACGUCCGUCCAGCUCGUGACUUCGGUGACCUUUGUCGACCCGCCGGCGGCUUCGUCUAGCACCCACUGCAACACUUUGACUGUUACAGAGGUAGCUCCUCCUAGCACUGUAACCGUCAUUGCUCCCCCUCCUGGUGCUAGCGGCACUGACGUUCUGGAGUCCUCCAAGUCCGAUGGCAUGACCAUCCAGACCUCCAUCCUGUCGUCCGCUAUCUCAAAGAUUCAGCCAACAGAGACUUGCGUCAGUAGCCUCCACACUGUCACGCACAGUGGCAAGGAUUUUACUAUCACUGCCUGCCACCUACCUCCAGCAGGUCUGACCUCUUCUACUGGCACUGUCACCGUGAGCGAGACCGAAGUUAUUCCCGUGCCAUCGGCUAGCGCUACCAUCGACACCUCUCUUGUCCAUGCUACUGCCAACUUCACUGGAACUGCGAUUACUGGAAGCAUCAUCUCACCGUCUUUCAGCCGUACAAACACUUACUCGCACACGUUCCACGUGAACGGCACCAAGACUGCUACCGCUACUGGCACAGGUGGUGCUAGCGCUUCUUACACGGCUCCCUCUCUCCCUCCCUUCACCGAUGCUGCGGAUGCUACCAAUGUGGGCGCUGCCGUCCUCUUCGGUGGUAUUUUGAUGGCUCUUUUCGGCGCCUAG
Molecule: messenger RNA, 750 nt
Organism: Alternaria arborescens
Lineage: Eukaryota; Fungi; Ascomycota; Dothideomycetes; Pleosporales; Pleosporaceae
Exons: 3
Coding region: 1-750 (249 amino acids)
Source: RefSeq, a predicted model, not a curated record